Phascolarctos cinereus (koala) is the source of this 3061-nucleotide messenger RNA. It is a transcript of the gene PLIN1, whose product is annotated as perilipin 1. The record is from RefSeq and is a predicted model, not a curated record. NCBI's taxonomy places the organism in Eukaryota, Metazoa, Chordata, Mammalia, Diprotodontia, Phascolarctidae. Gene Ontology annotation, cellular component: lipid droplet. Gene Ontology annotation, biological process: lipid metabolic process.
UACCAUGGCAGCCAGCUGACACACCUCUUUUGUCCCCUGUCUCCUUUGGCUGGGGAAGUGAUUAGGACUUUCCAAGACUUGGCUCCCCAGAGCUACUGGAGAUAAUACUGCCUGAGAAGCCCACUCUGCAAGUUCUGCUGGAUAGCUGGCCCAGCACGGGGUAACGGUCAAUUAGAGUGAGUUGGAGAGGCAGUAAGUAGGGAGACUGAAGUGUUGAGAUGGCAGUCAACAGAAGCCCAACCGCGAUGGAUGGAAACCACCCAGAGCAGGAAAAUGUACUCCAGAGAGUCUUUCAGUUGCCUGUGGUAAGUGGAACCUGUGAGUGUUUCCAAAAGACCUACACCAGCACCAAAGAAGCCCAUCCACUUGUGGCCUCUGUAUGUAAUGCCUAUGAGAAAGGUAUACAAGGAGCCAGCAACUUGGCUGCAUGGAGCAUGGAGCCUGUGGUCCGACGGCUGUCAACACAGUUCACAGCUGCCAACGAGCUGGCCUGCCGUGGAUUAGACCACUUGGAAGAAAAGAUUCCUGCUCUCCAAUACCCUCCAGAAAAGAUUGCUUCUGAACUAAAGGAAACCAUCUCCACUAGGAUCCGAAGUGCCAGAAACAGCUUCAGUGUCCCCAUUGCCAGCACUUCAGAUAAGGUCCUGGGGACAGCUUUGGCUGGCUGUGAGCUUGCCUGGGGUAUGGCACGGGACACAGCUAACUAUGCCUCCAGCACCCGGGUGGGUCAGCUGGCAGCUGGAGGGGCAGACUUGGCCUUAAGCAAUGUUGAGAAGGUGGUGAACUAUUUGAUGCCAGCACCCCAGGAAAAUCCAGCCACAGUGCUGGAGCACCCUAAUCCUCCCCAACCCCAGCAGAAGUUGCCAAAGCAAAAGCCCAGCUUCCUUCAAAGAAUUGGAACUUUAACCAACACUGUCUCCCAGCACACUUUUCAGACGACAGUCCAGACCCUCCGCUGGGGCCAUGCAUUAGCCAAGUGGAUUCCAGGUGUGGCUCCAUUGAGCAGUAUGGCCCAGUGGGGUGUUUCAGCUGCCCUGCAGGUGGUGUCAAGACCCCGAUCCACAUCAAGUGGAAAUUGGCAGUACAACCAGGCUCAGGAAGAGGAGGAUGAGGAUGAGGAGGAGGAGGAAGAAGAAGAGGAGGAGGAAGAAGAACCUGAAGUGAAGAAGGAAGAGAACAAACUAAAUGAGACCAUGUCCAGUAACCAGAGCCUCUUAGGUAGUGUGGUUCACACUUUGCAGUCUGCCUACUUGACCACUGUCUCCACUGUAAAGUGGGCACCCUUUGCCAUCUGGAACAACACCGCUGGAAGACUGCUUCACCUCACUUCCGGUCAGGAGACCUUUGCCAAAGGCAGGGCAAUGUCAUUAUCAGAUGCCCUGAAAGGUGUUACGGAUAAUGUGGUGGACACAGUGGUGCAUUAUGUACCGCUCCCCAGGUUGUCACUGAUGGAGCCAGAGAGUGAAUUUCAGGACAUAGAUAACCCUCCAUCUGAGACUGAUCGAAGUGAAGGUGCCAAUUCACCCACCCCUGAGUUCCCAGGCAAACUACAGCACCGGGGAAGCUUGAGGAGUACCCGGAAUUGCAAUGCUCUCUCCUUCCUGGGCCUAGAAGACAAACUCUUUACCCAGCAGAAAGUGCUGGACCAGGUGCCCCAGCAGCGCAGCUCCCUCCAUCGUGGCCCCACCUUUGAGCCUGAGACACCUGUCACCAGCCGCUCCAUGUUUUCUUCCUACCACCGAGAGAAACCCACCCGCCGUGUCAGUGACAGCUUCUACCGGCCCAGCAUCAUGGAGCCCAUCUAUAACCGGGUCCACCACAACCAGCUUUACAAGAAGAACUGACCCAGGCCAAGGUCCCUGCAGAACCAGUCCUUCCUUGGUGCCCUCAGUUGGUCCCACUGGUUAGUGCUCAUGCCCUGCUACCAUCACCACUCCCAGCUUAUCCCCACUGCCUCCACAAAGAAGAGCAAAGCCUGCAUCCUAAGAGAACUCAAUCCAGUGACCUCUGCUUUUGCUUACAACCUACCUACUUAUUCAUUGCUGUGGCAGAAUCCUAGAUAUCCUAGUAGAGAUGGAUUCCCCCUCUGCCUGCCUGCUUGCCAGAAGCAUACCAUCAGCAUUGAGACUAACCUGAGGGCAAAAGCUGAGGGCUUCUGGGCUUGGAGCCAUCAAAACCAAAGAGUGAGAUGAGACCCACAGACUCAGCACAUCAGGAGCUCCCAGGCUGACUGAAUCAGGUCUAAAUAUGAAGAAUGAGAUUGGGGGAUUAAGGAUAUUUGUGCUUUUAAACUUGACUCAUCCAUUUAAAUCGGAGUUGUGCCCUUCAGAGUACUGCUCUUGGGAGCUGAUUCAGUCUUCCAAUGGUGUAACCCUUGCUCAAACACAUUUAGAACUUUUCUUUGGCAAUAGCCUCUAAGGCCUAUUUGCAGCCACACAAGGAAGCCAGCUUUUCUCUCUGUAUAGUCAUACUCCCUAAUAGGAACCUAGAUGAAACUUUGGAAAUCAUCUAGUUCAACUGGCUUAUCUUACAGAUGAGUAUUUAAAUGGAGGCCCAGGAAGGUUAAGUUACUAGCUCAAGGUCACAUAGGAUGUAGACUCAGACCAUUUGGUUCAACAUCCACCUGUCUCUUACUUUUGACCCCAAAUUAUAUUUCCCACAUGAAUUACCUAUCAGACUUGGCUCCAAAUGACUUAUGGCUAUUUCUAAAAAUCAACUCCAUCAUGGAAGGAGGAAAGGUGUGUCACCAAUGAGGUUAUUCAAAAGGAUGUGUUGCAAGCUCUGAAGAGAAUUCCCAAAGAACUGUCCCCAAAGUGUUCUGAGCAAUGGCAGCAUGUGUUGGAAUGAAUGUGUGGACUCUCCAAGGGACUUCUUUGAGGGAGACUAUACUCAUUUGGGCAUGUAAAAUGUAGGACAUUGGUUUUAAAAAAAAAGUGCCAUAAUUUGAUAGUAUCACCUUAGCUAGUAACCCUUCCUUCCAUUGCAUGUGGGUUGGCUGUUUAUAAACAUAUUUCUUUAUCUAUUAAAAUAACCCCUACCUUCUCAGGUUUUCCAUUUGCAU